Molecule: messenger RNA, 732 nt
Organism: Emericellopsis atlantica
Lineage: Eukaryota; Fungi; Ascomycota; Sordariomycetes; Hypocreales; Bionectriaceae
Exons: 2
Coding region: 1-732 (243 amino acids)
Source: RefSeq, a predicted model, not a curated record
AUGGCCGGGCACCAUGACGCAGAACUGCCGCGCAUCCUUGAGCACGCUCGGGUCUCCAGGCUUCCAAACACUGCUUACUACAUACCCAACUUUAUCACAGAAGACGAGGAGAGACUCCUUCUCGAUAAGAUUGCAAGCGCGCCUAAACCGCGAUGGAAGCAGCUGACCCAUCGGAGGCUACAAGCGUGGCCCUCGGAGCUUGUGCAGAAUAAGCUCCUUCAUGCACCAUUGCCAGCUUGGUUGGACGACCCCGUGGUGACACGGCUUAAAUCUAUCCCGCUGUCUGAUGCAGACCAGACAUGGUUGUUCGAAGACAGUCCACACAAGGGUCCGAACCAUGUCCUGAUCAACGAGUAUCCGCCUGGUGAUGGUGCUGCGUACUGGCCUGUCGUUUGCACCGUUAGUCUUGGUGAUAGCCUGUGCCUGAACUUAUACCGCAGUAAGGAAGAUGGCACUGUCAAGACGGAGCCGGCCUGGCGAGUACUGCAGGAGCCCCGGAGUGUCCUCAUCACCAUGGGAGAUCUGUAUACCGAUUACCUGCACGGCAUCGAGGAGACGCUCGAAGACGUCAACCUUGGUGAGGAGAGUGUGGUCAAUUGGCCUCUAUUGAAUGACUGUCGCACCUUCUCAUCGGGUCGGCACGUUCGCCAGACACGCACAAGCUUGACAUAUCGAGACGUGCUCAAAGUCUCAAAGGUCGGUGGCAAGCUCGGCCUCCUCACGAAGAAGUGA